AUGCGCGUCCCUGUGGGCGCACGCGCGCGCGCUGCUGCUCGUGCCGGCGGUGCGGCUCCUGGUGUUCCUGUCGCUGGCGAUGACGGUCAUGAUCCUGGUGGAGAAGCUCUUCGUCUGCGCCGUCUGCCUCGUCGUCCGCGCGUUCCGGCUCGGCCCGCACCGCCGGUACCGCUGGGAGCCCAUCUCCGCCAGCGCCGACGGCGGCGGAGACGAGGAGUCUGGCCUCCCAUGGUGCUGGUGCAGAUCCCCAUGUACAACGAGCGGGAGGUGUACAAGCUGUCGAUCGGGGUGGCAUGUGCGCUGGAGUGGCCGUCGGCGCGCUUCGUGAUCCAGGUGCUGGACGACUCCACGGACCCCGUUGUAAAGGUACGUACCGUACGCCGGCGACCUGACCUCCUCCCUCUUUCUCAGCCCCCCGACCUUUUUGCGGCGAUCUUCGUGGCCAGGCCACUGGCCACGGCAAACCAAUCAUGCAUCAAAUGGGAUCCGCACGUGACUGGUACACGCGUCUGCCGUCUCCCGUGCCUUUUGCUCCUACGUGCGCGUCUUUUUGUGACUGGCAACUACUGGCCAUUGGCGCUGCCGGUGCGUAGCAGUUGA
Messenger RNA from Miscanthus lutarioriparius, 600 nucleotides. The record is from the annotation of a GenBank genome assembly. NCBI's taxonomy places the organism in Eukaryota, Viridiplantae, Streptophyta, Magnoliopsida, Poales, Poaceae.